Messenger RNA from Striga asiatica, 1022 nucleotides. The record is from the annotation of a GenBank genome assembly. NCBI's taxonomy places the organism in Eukaryota, Viridiplantae, Streptophyta, Magnoliopsida, Lamiales, Orobanchaceae.
AUUUUUUACCUUAACUUUAUCUUAUCCUUGUCAGGAAACGUGCACGCCAUCUCCAAUCUUCUUCUUCAUUCUUGUUCUUCUUCUUCUUCUUUAUCCUUGACGUCAUUAUCAAAAUUCGAAUCUUAUUUCUUAUAUUCAUUUCAUCUUCAACGAGAAACAAAUAUAGCACAGACGUUAAAGUUGAUCCCCCACCCAAUGUUGGAAGCAGCCCCAUCUGCGGUGAAUGAUAUGGUCCAUGGCCUUCACCUACAACGUGAGAAGACGAUGCUCGUCUACAGCGGCGGCGAGCUUAUGAGCGGCGGCAACUGGCAGCGGUGCGGAUCGGCAGACUAUGCUCAUCUAUUGUGGUGCGGUGCACGACCCACAAACCUCGGAGUGGUGGCUGACCAGAGACGACACCUCAAAUAUGUGGCUCGUGUAACGGCGACGAGUCUAAGGCCUUCACCUACGGUGUCUUGGAAGCCUCAUAUUUCCACGAAAGGAGUUCCCCGCCAUGCGGUCGCCAAUCAGAUGCACGACAUCUUGGUAAGUCAGCGACUGUGGUGUAUUGUUGCAUCUUUUGGGGCAUUUCAUUUGGAGAUGUGCUCUUCUUCCACCUCCAUAAGGGUAAUCGAAAGCUUGUGCAAAUAAUAAUAAUAAUAAUAAAUCAAUUAUGGAAGAAGAGAAAGUCCAUUGGAUCUAAAAAGCGGCGCGCUAAGGGUCGUCAUAGAACGGUUAGCUACAACCCGGACACCACCCACGACUUUUAAGUCCGAACCCAAUGAUAUUCCACAAAAAGUUAUUAGGGGCGACUUAAGAAGAAGGUUCCAUUUUUUGACAAUAAGAGACGGGGAUUAGGAAAUUGAUAUGAGACAACAAAAGAGCAAUUUGUUAUUUUUUGGUUCAUUGUUGUGUAUGUUUAUUUAGAUAUUUCUUAUGGUUUUAUGUAUAUUAAUGGUUUUUGUUUCGUUAUUUGCAGUCUCUGUCGUGUUUUAUAUUUUAGUUGUUGAGUAUUUUUGUUAAAGAAUUUUUAUUUGUAUAAG